Molecule: messenger RNA, 399 nt
Organism: Necator americanus (New World hookworm)
Lineage: Eukaryota; Metazoa; Nematoda; Chromadorea; Rhabditida; Ancylostomatidae
Exons: 1
Coding region: 1-399 (132 amino acids)
Source: RefSeq, a predicted model, not a curated record
AUGAAUGACGGUACACUCGUCUGGCCAUUCCUCGCCUCACCCUCUGCCCCAAAAACCCAUCAGUAUCAUCAACUGCUACUCACCAACAUCAGGAUGCAUUUUAUGAGGAGCUGGAGGAAGAAGUCUUCCUACAAUUUCGUUGUCGGAGACUUCAACGCAAAACUAGGAAAGGCCUCAGAAGAGGAAUACAGGAUUGGAAGAUGUGGACUAGAGGACCGGAAAGAAAAUGGCAAUCGUCUCGCCGGGCUGUUGUCCGCCGCUCGCCUCUCUCAUGGGAACUCUCUUUUCAUGAAAAAAGAUCAUCGUCGGUGGAAUGGGAAUCGCCCAAUGGCGCGACUCAUGCGGACAUCGACCACAUACUCACCAACCGGGGGUGGUGUCUACUUGACGUCGCAGUAG